Molecule: messenger RNA, 5076 nt
Organism: Metschnikowia bicuspidata var. bicuspidata NRRL YB-4993
Lineage: Eukaryota; Fungi; Ascomycota; Pichiomycetes; Serinales; Metschnikowiaceae
Gene: BEM2
Product: Bem2p
Exons: 2
Biological process (GO): positive regulation of GTPase activity; small GTPase-mediated signal transduction
Cellular component (GO): membrane
Molecular function (GO): guanyl-nucleotide exchange factor activity; GTPase activator activity
Source: RefSeq, a predicted model, not a curated record
GUUCGUUCGUUGAUUGAUCCAGAGUACGACGUGAAAUCGGUGAAGCAUGCCUGGUUAAAUGGAUGCUUGAAUGCCUCGCCAAUGCAAGAUUUCAAUGAGUCUUCUCUUCGCUUGUACCGUGUCGAGUUGCGCGGCUCCUACCUAUACAUUUAUAGGCCUCCGCUGCUGAUGAAUGUUCUUCUGUUCAAGCUUGAUCCCCAAUUGCCUGCUCCAAAUGCGGGCAUGACUUCUGAGCUGGAAACAGCCACGAUUUCUGCUUCAUAUCAGAGAUCGGUGAUUCCUUCUGACAAAAUUUCCCACUUUCUGCCAAAUUUCCCCCACCCGGAACUCAAAUUUAACACGACAUCUGAAACAUUUGCUCCGUCGUGUCCCAUUGAAGCAUUAGUGCAUUAUUUCAUAUUCGCUGAUGGUCAAGUGCAUGGAAUGGCAAUUCGUCAGCUUUCAUUAGUCUUCCCUCUACUCCCGAAUUUCGCCGAUGUACUCAAGCUCAUGGAAACAUACUUGCAAGCAAUUUUUAGCGGCAGUUUUGAUAAUUACCAGCCCGGAGCAGAUCUAUUCGAACGCAUUCUUACUUUGUUGAAACAUAUUGACAAACACCUCAGCGGGUUUCUACUAAAAGCUGACGUGGCACCAUAUAUUCUAAAACUCUUGCAACUUGUCGGUAGUGCGAGUCCAGUUGAGUUUUUGGACAUAAUCACACAAAUUCAAGAUUCUAUUGUCAAAAAACAACUAACUUUACUUGAUCUCAUUGGAUCUGUCGAUUCAACACCUCGUUCAAGUGUUUUAAAUGAGAGUAUAUUCGAUGAAUUGAGCGCACAUAGAUUUUUACACAAGUUUAAUCUCCUUGAUCUUGUGACUGCCAUCAGCGACAUUGAUUUAUUGUUCUACGAGAGUUGGAAUUCAAGCACGGAUAAGUCAUUGUUGCUUUCUACUUCAAUGGACGAAAAUAAUCCUGGUGAUUAUUUUUACAAGAAAAACCCUUUGGUUUUUAACAACGAGACGCACCUUCACUAUUUAUCGAGGCUUCUCGUAAAUCACUUGUUUGUUGAGAACCUUCAUUCCACGACUGAUAUAAAAGCCCGGAUUCUCGAGAGGUGGAUUGAUCUCGGCUGUCUCUUAGAUAAAUUUGGAAACAUGUCUUCAUGGUUGGGGAUCUCUUCUAUAAUUUUAUCUCAGCCAAUACUUCGCUUGAAAGAUGUUUGGUCUCAAGUGGGUGAAGACUACAUUAAGCUUUUGAAAAAUGACUGGUCACCCAUUUUGUAUGAACUCGAUCAAAGGUGUUUUGUUCACACAACUAAUGUUCUGCUGUCGGAUGCUCAGUCCAACGGGCUACUUCCGGUUUUCAAGGAGUCGUAUCACAUCAUGGCUCCCAGAGGAUUGGGAAAAAUUUUUCCGAAGGAAAAGGUGGUUCCUUAUUUUGGCGACUUGUUAGUAAACAAUACUAACCUGGCAAAUAUCGCAGAACUCGAAAAUGUUUGGAAAAAAAUUACACAUUCUUUUGAAAGAUGGAAUGAAUACCUCAGUAAUCUUUCUAAUUCGCAGGAUAUUAUAUCUUACAAUCAGGAUGUGUUGAGACGCUAUGAUUCCAUGGGAUUCAUGUUCUCAAAUGAAAGUUUGAAUCAAGUGCUUUAUCUCGGAGUCAACAAAGAAGACGGUAAAAUCACUCCUCUGGUUCCCAAACUUCCUGCUCCUGAAAUAGCCACUGAUCCAAUUGACGGAACUAAAAUUCAGGACGAAUUGCGAAGAAAACUUCUCUGUUUACUCGAGCUAAAUUGCGAUUCAAUUAGUCUUUCUACUGUGAUGAGCCAUUCUUUGCGUAUGGAGCCGAGCUUGAAGGAAGGUUACUUGAAUCUGCCUGAUAAAGGCAUUUUUGACGUUUUCUUGAAGGACGAUCUGAAAGAAAUCUUUAGCCCUUUAUCAAUAGAUUCGGGUAUCUCCAUGGCAAGCCGUUCAACCCCCGAAGUGGAUGACACUUCCAUUAGGAAUCAAACAUCUUCAAAGACCGAUUCCUCUUUCAAAGAUAAGCUACCAACUUUCAACCUUCAAUACUACAAAAUUGAUGUUUCAAAGUAUGAUGAUCUUCUAUCUCAUCUGAGGGACAGGGCUGAAGACACGCGUGAAUCACAUGAUAUAUUUGUUGAUAGUGACUUGGUUCUUCGCCUUGAUGACUUCAUCAAUGACUUUGAAAAUACAGUGACCCCGACAACAUCUACUGGUGAGAUCACUCAGUCAACAGAUAAUGAUGAUGGUUUGGGAAUUGAUGUCGAAGAAUUGAUGAAUUCAGAAAAGUUUAAAACUCUCUCUUCAUUAAGUGAUUCUGAGAGUACGGAUGGUAUCUCUACCAAAAGAAAACACUGCAGUUUCGGACUCGUCUCUCGUCACUCCUACUUAGGUUCUCAUCGCCAUUCGCAGAAUUAUAUUCCGCGUUUUGCUACGAUGGACAAACUUAUCGAUUUGCUCUUACUUGACUCCAAGUACUUAGAUGAGACCCACUUGAUUGAUCUCACUGAGUACAGGUUUGUCUUUAUGUUGAAUUAUAGCUCAUUUAUAACAACAAAAGAGCUACUUGAGAGGCUUUCUCAUAGAUUCAUUCAUUCUGGCAAUGCUGUCAUCUCCGUCAUGAGAAGACUGUUCAUGCAAAAGCAGGGAAUUUGGGACCCAGUUUCUUUUGGCGCUUUUCCUAAUUGGAAUUCAGAUAAUAGUGUUGACUUAUCUCAGUUGGGUGAGGUAGACUAUAAGCUACUUCUUGAGAUACAGGCAAAUAUACUCAAGGUUUUGCUCAUUCUACUAAGCCAUUUUUUUGAGUGCUUCUUGAAUGAUUUGCACAACAAAACUAUCAUGAUAAAAAUUCUCAAAUUAUACAGUAACGAGAUUUUGCAGUGGUAUAACUCGAACAAGAUUGAUGAUACAUUGAAUGAGUCAUACGAGAAUCUUGUAGGACUUUACAAGAGACUAAAAAGCAAUUUCAUUAAAAAGACCUACAGGCCACUGAAAAUGCUGAAGUUUGACCUACUUCUCAGCCAAGAUUUCGAAUUCUCUCGAAGUGUGCGGGAGGUUCCAAUGAACAGAAACCUUCCCAGCCACAAAAAUUUUCACAAAGUGGAGAAGUUUAUCAUUAAGUUUAAUAAGCUCCUUGCAAUUUUUUAUCAAGGUAUCACUCCCGAGAACUGGUUUGCCAUUUUCAAAAUUCUUGAAAAUCAAUUUGCGAAUUCCACACUUUUGAAUUACGAUAUCCAAACUGCUGGAACCUCCGAAAAAAACCUCAGAGUAAGUGAUGUUUUCACCUACCUCGAGUCAUUGUUUGAAACAGAUGCUCAUGAGAAAGUACUCAACAAGUUUCCGUUGGUUUUCAAAAAGCUCUACAGUCUCUAUCAAAAGUUCAAGGCGUACCUUCUUAUUCAAAUUUGCGAUGAAGGUCUUGGUGACGAGGAACGUCUCGAAAGGAUGAAAACAUUAUUGCUCAUGAUAACGAUCUCAAGAUUGAAAAUGAGAGAUAGUGUAUUUGUCUUCGAAGGCGACCGUGAAUUUGUUCCUUCUUGCGUUGAGACAGCAAUCACAAGUAUCAUGUAUUCACCAGAAAGUCGCUCACUUGCUCACUUUUGGCUCAACGCUUCAUCAGGUUCGAACAUAUCCGUACAAAACCCGAGUCUUGCUGUUGAUGGCAUCGAAUCCCUUUUGCCAAAACAUAUCAAACAUUCAGACUUGUCGGCUGCGAGUGAGCCUCUUCUUCCAUGUUUUGGUUGGAUCAUCCAAAAUCUCAUACAUUUGAAUGAAUGCCCAUCAUUCCACAGAAGUGCGAUAAAUUUCAAUAAAAGGUACUUCCUAUACAGACUUAUUAGAGAGUUGAAUGUGGAAGAAUUGAAGAGCAAUGAGCUUCAGAGAGACACGAAAGAUUUUGAAUUCCUUUUUCAAUUGGAUGAAAGGCGUGUCUUAGGAAAUCUUGGGAACAUUGAUCUGUCUAGUACUAAAUUAUUGUUUGAUACAAUUCUUAAGGAACAAUACUCGAUCAAUAUCCGUGAUGAACAGAAUAGAAGCACAGGACAUGGAAUCUCGACCCUGAGCAAUGAGCGAAUGCAUGCUACUCAAACCCCCUCAAGCACGAACUUAAGACGACAAUCAUUGUCAUACAAGACUGCAUCUUCUUCCAGAUUCAAGAUAAGCGGCCUAUUCAACAAAUCUCGCUCAUUUGGGCACACUGGGGGGUAUGAGAGAGUUACUACAUACAAAGAACUACCAGACCCUAUCACUGUGGCAGAUCCGCGCCAAAAACCGUUGCUUGUCAUUCGAUUGAAAGAUCGGAAGAUCUUUCCAGUCUAUCUUCUUCCUUACUGUUUCAAAUUUGACAGUCACAAUGCCCACGAAGCUUGUUUUUUUCAGGCUUCAAGUGAAACUGAUGCUAAGAGCUGGCUUCGCAGCUUGAAUUACGCGAACAGGCAUUGGUUUUUAUCCAAGUCGAUAAACUUGAAGUCUGACCAUUCUCAUACUACAUUCGGUAUACCCUUGGCUACAAUUUGUGCAAGAGAUGGCUUGGCCUCCCCAGCGAUUUUGGCUUCGAUAUAUGAAGUCAUCGAAAAAGAUUGUUUGAAGGAGGUGGGUAUCUACCGGAUAAGCACUUCUCUUAGUGAGUUAAGUGCAUUGAAGCAAGAAAUCAAUAGGACCGGCGUGAUAAAUUUUAGAAAUCGGACUGUCGACGUACACACUCUCACGAGUUGUGUGAAAUCGUUCUUCCGUGAAUUGCCCGACGCGCUUUUGACCGAUCAAGUCAUUGAGAUGUUGUGCGCUUUGAGACGUACAUCGAAUAAGGAGGACGGACUCACGAAAAAUGAUGUACUAGCGUUAAGGAAGAUAUUUUCCACCCUUCCUCGUGAAAAUUAUUGCACACUUCGAGCUCUUGUGAGGCACUUAAGCGUUGUUGUGCAGCAAAAUGAAAGCAACAAAAUGACAUGUUCCAAUUUGGCGACGGUAAUCGGACCAGCCUUAACAGAAGCUAGCAAUUUGGAGACAUUGAUGAAUAACUUUGGUGUCAUAAAUCACGUACUCGAGAUGUUGAUAGAAAGUUAUCAGUUGAUAUUUGAC